AUGGAAGAAGCGAAAGUAAAAGCAACGAUGGAACAAACUCUUUCGAUUUUUGAAAGACUUUCGUUGAAAGCAGGCGAUAACAAAGAUUCAGAAGAUGAUGGGAACAAUAAAAUAACAAGGAAGUCAUCUAAAACUAUUUGUUUCUAUCAGAAGACGCAGCAACCAUCAACAGCAUCGAGCUAUACUGUUCGUCUUACCAAAAAUCGAACUCGACAUCGUUACAAACCGUAUUUACUGCCUUUAAUGAGCAAAAUAGUCGAUACGCUUAAACGUAAUUCUGCCUUGGAAAGGCUUUGGGGCAUUAAAUUAGAAGGUGAUGUGGACGAACUGCGGUUGACGUUAUCAGAGCAACCAUUUAUUAUAGAAAGGAGUAAGAGCUCAAGCUGCUCAGUGGAAGCAUCGCGUUAUUCACCAUGGGAUUUAGCGGACGAAGGUGUUGAUGGCGAAGUUGCUGAACUAGCGGAAUAUUUUAACCAAUUUGUUAAUAUUUGCUUGAAAAUGUCGGUUCUGGCUGAAAGCAUGUAUGCAUAA
Cercopithifilaria johnstoni is the source of this 531-nucleotide messenger RNA. The record is from the annotation of a GenBank genome assembly. Lineage: Eukaryota; Metazoa; Nematoda; Chromadorea; Rhabditida; Onchocercidae.